GUUUUGCUCGUCGCCUGAUCAACACCACCUGUGGAUCUGCAGUCCUUUGUCUCUAAACAACAGUCAUGCGAGGUUGGGUGAUAGAGAUGAUACAGGCUUUGACAUCACUUCUCUGGUUCCUCACCGUCUCCUUUGACUUGGUGAUGGCACAAUCCUUACGCCCGAAUGCUGCCCAGGACACACUCACAACAGCGGGAGAGGCGGUGGAAUCUGUAUUGAUAACAGUGUCACAACCACACUGCUCAGUCUUCCUCUUCACUGACGGCAACACUUUCACCUCCACUAUCUUUACGGAGUUAAGUCACUUCCAGGCCCUUGGUGGCAUGGUGGUGUUCGAGGUACUUAUGAACGACAGGGAUUCCAACAAGACAACAAUUCAGCUCUCCAGAAUGGUUACGGAGGCUCGUGAGGUAUGUGGUACUAUCAUUACAGUCGAUGUGAAUAGAGCUGAAUAAACUAACAACAUUUAAAUUGUAUCUGAUGGUUCACCCUUAAUGAACGGUUAGGUCACUCUCACAUUACUACUGAAGC
This is a messenger RNA of Homarus americanus (American lobster), 531 nucleotides long. RefSeq lists its product as uncharacterized. The transcript is spliced from 4 exons. Bases 66 to 455 code for a protein of 129 amino acids. Lineage: Eukaryota; Metazoa; Arthropoda; Malacostraca; Decapoda; Nephropidae. The record is from RefSeq and is a predicted model, not a curated record.